AUGCGCGUCGCCCUGGGCCUCCUCUCACUGGCCGCUCCGGCGGCCGCCGCGCAUCCGUUCGCCCGCGAAUCGCUGCGGCAGCAGGCGCUCGCCGACGCCUACGUCCCGGCGGCCGGAGGCUGCCCCUGCGCGAGCGCGGCCCUCUGCGAGCCCAUCGGCGGCCCGCCCGUCGCCGCGAGGGAGGUCUUCGGCUUCGUCAGCGGCGCCACGGACCCGGCGGCCGUGAACUGGACGCACGUGACGACCGUGGCCUGGGGCGACGACGCGAUGAUGUGCGCCGCGCACGCGGCCGGCGCGCGCGUCGUCGCCGCCGCGCCCUCGAUCAACCUCACGGCGCUCGAGGACCCGGCGGCGCGCGCCGCGUGGGUCGUCAGGGCCGUCGCGCUCGUCGAGGGCAGGUAUGUCGACGGCAUGACCUUUGAUUACGAGAGCCCGCAGCCCUACGGGUCGCCGGCGAUCGCGGCCUACGCGGCGCUCGUCGCCGCGACGCGACGAGCGUUACACGCGACGAACCCGAGCUACCAGGUGUCGACGUGCGUCGCUUCUACCCCCGACGACGUCGACGGCCGGGGCUACCCCAUGAACGCCCUCGCGGACGCGAGCGACCUGCUCUACGUCAUGGACUACGACACGCGGUCGCAGAUCUUCGACGCGUGCAUCGCCUCGGCGAACGCGCCGCUCCCGGGCACGGUCCACGGCAUCGGCCGCUUCCGCGACCUGGGCAUCCCCGCGUCCAAGCUCGUCCUCGGCGUGCCCUGGUACGGCUACCGCUACGAGUGCCUGCCCGGCGCGACGCUCGACGGGAGGUACUGCGACAUCGAAAGCGUGCCGUUCCGCGGCGUCAACUGCUCCGACGCGGCCGGCUCCGAGGUCGACUACGCGAAGCUACGCGCCGUGGUCCGCAAUGCCUCCGUCCAAACGUCCGCCGAACGUCGCGACGCGAACAUGGACGCGCCCUUCUUCAACGCGCUCGAGCGCGGCGCCGUCGUCCAGUACUGGUACGACGACCCGGCGAGCCUCCGGGCCAAGUUUUCCUUCGCGCGCGGCGCCGGCCUGGCCGGCGUGGGGCCGUUCUGCUUCGGCAUGCUCGCCGCCGGCGACCCGGGCGAGGCCGCCGCGAUGUGGGCGUCGCUCGACGCGUUCGCCGCGUACGGUUGA
Messenger RNA from Aureococcus anophagefferens, 1158 nucleotides. RefSeq names its product di-N-acetyl-chitobiase-like protein (gene CHI4). Lineage: Eukaryota; Pelagophyceae; Pelagomonadales; Pelagomonadaceae. The coding region runs from base 1 to 1158 and encodes 385 amino acids. Gene Ontology annotation, molecular function: chitinase activity; chitin binding. Gene Ontology annotation, cellular component: extracellular region. Gene Ontology annotation, biological process: carbohydrate metabolic process; chitin catabolic process. The record is from RefSeq and is a predicted model, not a curated record. The transcript has a single exon.